Molecule: messenger RNA, 2515 nt
Organism: Pterocles gutturalis (yellow-throated sandgrouse)
Lineage: Eukaryota; Metazoa; Chordata; Aves; Pterocliformes; Pteroclidae
Product: E3 ubiquitin-protein ligase RBBP6-like
Exons: 2
Source: RefSeq, a predicted model, not a curated record
GUCCAAGUCUCCCUCUAGGGCUUCAUUUUACUCUAGAAGUCUGUAUACCUACUCCAAGUCAAGAUCAGGUUCUUCCAGCUCUCGCUCAUACUCUCGAUCAUUUAUUCAUUUCCGUUCUCGUUCCUACUCACCAUCACCACCGUAUCCAAGAAAAGGCAAAGGGAAGAGUUGUAACUAUGGUUCCAGGUCAAGGUCACAUGGUUAUCACUGUUCAAGGUCAAGGUCAAGGUCACCCCCAUACAGAAGACACCAUGCACGAUCAAGGUCUCCAGUAUUCAGAGGCCAGUCUCCCACUAAACAGACUAUACCUCAAGGAGUAGGAGGAACGGAGCAUUUUAACAGAUCCAGAGAUGUUCCACCAUAUGAUAUGAAAGCUUACCAUGGCAGAUCUGUUGACUUCAGAGAUCCAUUUGAAAAGGAAAGAUACAGAGAAUGGGAAAGGAACUAUAGAGAAUGGUAUGAAAACUUUUACAAGGGCUAUGCUGUUGGCACUCAACCUCCACCUCCAGUAAACAGAAAGAGCUUGUCACCAGAUAGGUUUGGACCACCUGCUAAAAAAAGCAAAUCUGCUGACGCAAAACCUGAAAAAAGAAAAAGAAAAGUAGGUGAAAUGGUUGAUGAAGAACGUGAAGCCACUUCCAUAAAGGCCUCUAAAGCAGAAACUACUGAAUCAAAAACAUCGUCAAAGGGGAAGACUGAGCCUGAUGGUGAAAAAGGAGAGAGAACUCCAGAAAAAGAUAAAUCUGCUAUUCUUAACAACCCCACAAAAAAGAUUAAACUUCACCAAGAAACUGGCCAAAAGAUUGUGAGUGGAGAAAAUGUGCCACCUGCAAAAGAACCUGUUGAGAAACCUGAGCCGAGCAGCAGCAAAGUUAAACAAGAAGAAGCAAAGGGGAAAGUAAGAAGAAAAGUAACAACAGCUGAUGGAUCUAGUUCAGCUCUUGUUGAUUACACCAGCAUUAGUUCUGCUGGAGGAAGCCCCGUUAGAAAGACUGAAGAAAAGGCAGAUACAAAACGAACUGUCAUUAAGACCGUGGAGGAGUAUAAUAAUAUAACAGCUCCUGAUGAAGACGUCAUUAUGAUGAUACAGGUCCCUCAGUCAAAGUGGGAUAUGGAUGACUCUGAGGAUGAAGAGGAAGGCAUUAAAUCUACCCCAGUGCCCACAAAUAUAGGAAAACCUGUGAGUGUUAUCAAAACUGCAAGUGCUAAGCCACCAAACCCUGUAAAACACAAUGAAAAAGCAAUGGAGCCUUUGGAGGAAACACAGAAAACUACAAAAGAGGCAAGUUAUGAAAGCUCCCAGCAUGAUACAAACAGUUCAAAAAGUUCAAUGUCAAAUGAAAAAGGGAAAACCAAAGACCAGGAUUGUUCUUUGCCAGACAAGGACACUUCUGAGAAGAGAAAGAGCAGUGUUCAACAUGAAAAAGAUGACUUGGAAUGUGCAACUGAACAAGGAAAUGGAAAAACUAUUUCUCAAUCUUCCAAAGACAGCAGAUCUUCAGAGAAACAUGAUACUGGCUGUGGAUCCACUGCUAAAGACUUUACUCCUAAGCAAGACAAAAAAUCUGACCAUGAUUGCAACAGAGAUCAUUCUAGUUCCAAGCCUGGAGAUUGAAAGAGUGAAUUAGCAAGGCAAAAAGACUCCCCUCCUCGAAACAAAGAAUCUACAUCAGUACAGAAAAGUAAGCUGAGAGACGAACAACCAGAGCCAUACAAAAAGGGUGCUGGAGAUGCCAAAAGGAGCAGCUACAGUUCUCUGCGUGCGCAGAAGCAGUCUGAUCACAAAGCUGCUCACGACUCCAAGCGUACAUUGGAGGAACACAAACCUCUAGAUAAAAAUGCAGGAAACGAGAAAGAGAAGCAUGUACCGGGAAUAAAGAGCAAUAAAGAGAAAGAGCCAGGUGGUAAUAAACCACCUUUGAGACAAGAAUCACCAGAUGUAAAAAAUGAGAAAGAGAGUGCAAUUGGACAAAAAAUUAAAAUAGUUGUCAAGCCUAAGCCUCAGGUAAGCAGCUCCUCAGGGCUCUCUUCUGAUCUAACUCAGGAGACUGAUGAGGCUGUGCUUGUACCAGACUACAAUGAAAGUGACAAUGAGAGUAAUGUAUCUGCUAAAGAUGAGGAAGCUGCAGGGAAAAAUCCUAAAGAGCCACAAGCAAAGACUGUUGAUCAGGUGAAAGGGGAUCUAGCAGCACCUGCUGCAUCUGAGCAGCCUGCAGCAAGCAGAAGUGAAAGCCAAAGCAGCCCCAGUGUUAGCCACAACCAUAGUCAAAGCCCUUCUGAGAGCCAGACUCGAAGGCACAGCAGCAGUGCCAGAUCAGGAGAGAGUGAAGACAGCAAGAAAAAGAAAAAAGAGAAGAAGCAGCACAAGAAGGAUAAGAAACACAAGAAGCAUAAGAAACACAUUGGAAAAGAAAUGGAAUUGGAAAACAGCCAAAAACACAAACACAAGAAGAAGAAAUUGAAGAGAAGAGAUAAAGAGAAGGACGACCAAAAUGUGAAUUCUGUCACUAAAUAG